Ostreococcus tauri is the source of this 1557-nucleotide messenger RNA. Its product is annotated as Amino acid transporter, transmembrane. Gene Ontology annotation, molecular function: amino acid transmembrane transporter activity. The record is from RefSeq and is a predicted model, not a curated record. The transcript has a single exon. Bases 1 to 1557 code for a protein of 518 amino acids. Gene Ontology annotation, biological process: amino acid transmembrane transport. Lineage: Eukaryota; Viridiplantae; Chlorophyta; Mamiellophyceae; Mamiellales; Bathycoccaceae.
AUGACGCUCGAGACGCUCGAGGACGACGAACACGCACAUCAUGGCACCCAUGACGUCUUACACGAGGUGAUGGACAUGACGUCGAGCGCGAUGGAGGCUUUAAGUCGCAGCGCGCUCGUCGGCGACGCGGACGGAACCGUCAAGAGGCACGGGACGGUGGUCGGAUCGACGGCGACGCUGGCGAACUGCGCGAUCGGUGCGGGUGUGCUGGCGAUUCCAUUUGCGAUUCGAGAACUCGGGUACGCGCUGGGUGGGAUCGUCGUCCUCGUCGCCGCGAUGCUGGUGGCGUACACGCUCUUGGUGCUCGUGCGCGCCGGAUCGGCGUUUGGGUCGACGUCGUACCAAGGUUUGGUAAAAGACGCGUUCGGACUCAACGUCUCGAGAGCGGUGAGCGUGGUGUUGAUAGUGUACCUCUUCGGUUCGUGCGUGGCGUACCUGAUCAUCAUCGGCGAUUCGUACACGAAGGUCGUGAGCGCCUUCGCGGGAGACGCCGCCUCCGCGUGGUGGGCGAAUAGACGCUUCGCCAUAGCCAUAAUUGGCGCCUUCGUGGUGACACCGCUGAGCUUGCUGCGCGAAAUGAGUCGCUUGGCACUGGCGAGUGCGAUGGCGGUCAUGGCGCUCGGGUACACCGCGACGGUGAUCAUGUGCAAGGGCUUGACGCCGGCGGCGGACUCCACGGCGCUCGCGACGGCAUUCAAACUCGACAUCGGAUCAAUCUCGGCCGUGCCCAUCGUCGUUUUCGCGUUCCAGUGUCACAUUCAAGUUCUGGCAAUUUUCUCGGAACUUGGCUCGAGCGAGACUGCGCAAUCGGGAGAAAUUAUCGAACUGCAUGAUUCGAGCGCGUCGGAGAGACGACGAAUGAAGCGAAUGCGGGUCGUCAUCGCGCUCGCAGUUGGCGUGUGUUUCGUCGGAUACAUCUCGGUUGGCGAGUUCGCGUAUAUCUCACACCCCGACGUGACGUCUAACGUACUCGAUAGCUACGAUAAGAACGACAAAGCCAUGCUGCUUGCGACGAUUUUGAUGGGUUGCAGCGCCGUAUCGUCUUUCCCGGUGAAUCAUCACGCUGCGCGUGCGGCGUUGGACGACUUGCUCGCCUCAGCCUUUGGCUGGGAAGAGUGCGCGCCUGGCCAAUCUCCGGCCACGCGACAUGUGUCGCAAACCCUUGGGUUCGUGCUCAUCGCCGCCGUCGUGUCGUUCGCGGUGACAGAUCUGGGCAAGGUUUUUGAGCUCGUCGGCGCCACGUGCGGUUCGCUCGUCAUGUUCGUCAUCCCAGCCUUGUUGCUGGUUCAUCCCGAGAUGCGAGCGGAGAAUCGUGAUACGUUGGAUCCGCUGGAAGAUUUGGCGGGCUUGGAUGACGUCACGCGCGAGCUCUUGAGCUCCGCGCGGGACUUAUUGGAGCGUGACUUUGGCGAAGAUGCGGGCGACAUCGAAGAGGACGUCGUCGGCAUCUCCCGUUUGAACUCGCCCGGGGUGGGAGCGAUCGUCACCGCGACGACUCUUUGCCUGAUCGCGCUCUUCGUGGCGACUAGCAAUGUGUACGUGAUCUUCUUUAGAUAG